GUGGUUCAGGGUCUCAGGUCGUACCCUACCCAGAGGUACCGUCCGAAACCAGGGCCGGAAAAGCCACCUGCAGGGAAGCUCUAGCUGUCUCGAGCUUUUUCGUUCGUGGCCUGUGCCCCCCGUUGGCUAGCUCAUCAGCCAGUGCAGCCCAGCCCAGUUUGGGGAGGAAGGGGGGAAGGAGGAAGCUGGGAGAGUUGAGGCGCUCUCGAGCUCCAGCCACCCACUCGCUGCUUGUCCCAAACAAACAAAUAAUAAAGACGCCCUGUCAUGCAUUGAUCCCCUCCUGCAUUCUCCUUUUCCCCCUUCCACCUCGCUGCUCGCCUGAAUCUCUCGACCUCUCGCUACCUAGUACUACUACACGCCAUACUAAUAGCCGUGCCGACCAGCAACGCCGUGUACAUACAUACUUCAAUCUCUCAGUCACAGCUCGCAGUCGUUCAAAAUGAAGGCCACAUUCGUCACCCUCGCCGUCGCCGGCCUCGUCGCCGCCCAGAACCUAUCUGGCCAGCCCGAGUGUGCUAUUCCGUGCAUCAAGGAGGCCAUCCCCAAGGUUGGCUGCAAGCUUGAGGAUGUUGCUUGCGCUUGCAAGCCCGACGCGCAGAAGCAGCUGCUAACCAUCGUCGGGCCCUGCAUCCUAAGCAAAUGCAAGCCUGACGAAAUUGCCAAGGCCCAGUCCGCCGCCAGCGCUGCUUGCGCUGCCGCCGGCACCCAGACUGGCUCGGCCACCGGCUCGGGCUCGGCCUCGGCGACGGGAUCCGCGACGGGCUCCUCCGCGACGGGCUCCUCUUCUUCCGCCACUGGCUCUCAUACUGCCUCCGGCUCCGCCACCGGCACCGCGUCCGGCUCCGGCUCGACCACGGCGACGGGCUCCGCCACCGCUUCGGAGAGCGCCAGCGGCUCCGCGACUGGCACCGAGUCCGGCUCUGCCACGAUGACCGCCACCGCCAGCGGCUCCAAGACCUCUCCCGCCGUUACGGGCACCGCCUCGCGGUCCGGCGCCGCCUCUGGCUCCUCGAGCUCUGCUGCGCCCACCAGCACCGCUGGCGCCAACGCUGGCCCUGUCGGUGGCAUCGUGGCCGCCGUCCUGGGCGCUGCCUUGGCUCUGUAAAGUAGUGUCGGAGUCGGUCCUCUCAACUUACAGCCUGAUGUGUACUAUGGCGGGAUAAUGGAUGACGGAUGGUAAUAUGGAGCAGCUCGGACGAAAAUGACUCGCAAGAGUUUCGGUGCUCACCAUGGUACAAUGCUGUCAAAUAAGCUGGAAAGCCUGCUGUUUGUAACCCGCUGCAUGUAGACAGCCUUCCGCAUGAUUGUCGAUCGUAAUCGACGAUUGAGAUGCCAUGUAUUCAACUCUUGUCUCGCCCUCUGUUUUCUCGACGACCAUGCCAUGAC
Purpureocillium takamizusanense is the source of this 1389-nucleotide messenger RNA. RefSeq lists its product as uncharacterized. The coding region runs from base 443 to 1108 and encodes 221 amino acids. The record is from RefSeq and is a predicted model, not a curated record. The transcript is spliced from 2 exons. NCBI's taxonomy places the organism in Eukaryota, Fungi, Ascomycota, Sordariomycetes, Hypocreales, Ophiocordycipitaceae.